Molecule: messenger RNA, 874 nt
Organism: Darwinula stevensoni
Lineage: Eukaryota; Metazoa; Arthropoda; Ostracoda; Podocopida; Darwinulidae
Source: the annotation of a GenBank genome assembly
AUGAUAACAUGGCAAUUCCUGUUGAUUGAGAACGACGGUGUUCGAGAGUUACCGGAGGGAGUGUUCGGAAAUGUCACUUUCGAGGCGAUAAUCAUAUUCCAUGCCGCAGUGGCCGCCGUGCAUCCUUCGGCCCUCCUUCCCUCCAAAGAUCGGCUCUACCACGUGCAGAUAUAUUUCAGUGGCUUGGCAGAAUUCCCAUGGGAGGUGCUGCCUGAGCUCACCCAUCUCUACUAUAUGGACCUCAGAAAUAAUUAUUUGACCGAUCUGCCGCCUGUUCUAAGCCCAAGCCUCACCACGCUCGAUCUCGGCGGCAAUCAAAUAACCAGACUCGAAUAUAAUUGGUCUGCGCCAAACCUGACGGUUCUCUCCUUCGACUAUAGCCCAAUGUCGGAGGUCCAGCAUGAGUUCUUCUGGGGUUUGCCGAAUUUAGAGCAAUUCUGGUGUCUUUCCUGCAAACUGGGACAAACUAUACUGAACGGAACGUUGGCUUUCCACAGUCCAGCCUUAGAUCUCGUGAGUCUCGAACAGAGCACCAUCUCCAGCCUGGAAUCGCACGCUAUCACAGGAUUCACAGUCAACGCGAGCAUACGUCUAUCGGGGAAUCAAAUCAGCGAACUGACUGAAGAAUCAAUCCGGCCGAUGCUGCAGGUCCUCUCCUCGGGGGUUGGGUACAUCGAUCUAGCCGAGAAUCCGGUCGAGUGCACAUGUAGUAUGGCCUGGAUUGUGCUCAAUCCGGGCUUCCUGGGAAGCGUGAAGGGUCAAUGCACGGAUGGAACUGAUUUUCAAGACUUGGAUCCGGAGAUCUUUCAAGGCUGCAUUUAAAUGAAUUUCAACGAACAAUUAUUUACUUGGGCCACUUUCAAUUGGAUUCCAG